Kogia breviceps (pygmy sperm whale) is the source of this 2686-nucleotide messenger RNA. RefSeq names its product holocarboxylase synthetase (gene HLCS). Gene Ontology annotation, biological process: protein modification process. Gene Ontology annotation, molecular function: biotin--[biotin carboxyl-carrier protein] ligase activity. The record is from RefSeq and is a predicted model, not a curated record. Gene Ontology annotation, cellular component: cytoplasm. NCBI's taxonomy places the organism in Eukaryota, Metazoa, Chordata, Mammalia, Artiodactyla, Physeteridae.
GCCGGCCGGCCGGCCAUGCUCAUCACGCUGUGCUACCUGUACCUGUGGGCGCGCUGGGGGCGCGGGCCCGCCGCGCUAGUGCGCACCACGGUGCAGCAGCUGCGCGCCUCGCGCUGCUCCUUCACCUUCUGCCGCGCGGCCGCGCAGCCCCAAGGCGCCCGCGUGUGCCUGAGCCGCGGCGGCCGCGUCUUCUGCGUGGGCGAGAGCCAGUCCAUUGAUGACUUGAACAAAUGGGCCCUGUUUCUGGUUUCUCCUUUUAUACUUGAAGCAGAACACAUAGCAUUUGUGACAGAGAACAUUUGGGUGCAAGGUGACACUUUACAGAGACCAUCGUCCUCUUCGGAAACUAUUGUGAAGUGGUCGGAUUGUUGUUCUCCGUUAGCGUGCAGACCUGGGGAUCCUUAUCAGUUAAUCGCCAAAGCAAGUGUGGAUGACUUCAGCAAGCUGGGAGUGGCGUUCCUUGAAGAUAGACUCCAGGUGGCUAACGGACUGAUACCCCAAAAGAUCGUUUCUGUCCAUUUGCACGACUCCGAUCUGAAGGAACUUAAGGAUCAGGCCUCGGACACGCCAGCCCAGCUCCUAGAGCCCCAGCCUGAAUCUUCUGUUGAGAGCAAGCCUGAGCUGGAGGUUAUGGAGCACGUUGGCAGAGAGGACUGCCAGGUUCUGGGUCCUGCACCCAUGCAGGGGCAAGGCAGUGCCCUUAGGGCCGAGCCUGCCGGGGAGAGCGACAGAGGCGUGGGCUCCGUCGAGCACUGUCACCUCCAUCUUUCUAGCUGCCACGAGUGUUUGGAGCUUGAGAACAGCACCAUCGAAUCCGUCAAGUUUGCCUCUGCCGAGAACAUUCCAGAUCUUCCUUACGACUACAGCAGUGGUUUGGAGGGGAUCACGUAUGACCUCUGCCCCAAGAGAGAACAGAGGAGGGUCAACCUCACGGGAAAGGCACCCAACAUCCUUCUCUACGUGGGGUCCGACUCCCAGGACGCCCUGGGCCGGCUCCAGCAGGUCCGGUCAGCUCUGGCCGACUGCGUGGACACCAACUGUUACGCUCUCUACCACCUGCCGCUGGAAAGUGCUCUCAGGGACCCGUGGCCAGACAACUGCCUGUUGGUGGUCAUUGCCACGAGGGAGCCCAUCCCCGCGGACCUGUCCCGGAGGUUCAUGGCCUAUCUUUCUCAGGGAGGGAAGGUCCUGGGCCUGUCAUCACCCUUCACGCUUGCUGGCUUCCGGGUGACCAGGAAGGCCCCACUGCAGGACACAGUCCAGAGCUUGGUUUUCUGCAAGGCGGACUGGAGCCAGGUGAGGCUCAGCGUCUUGAGCAGCGGCUGCGUUUACGAGGCGGGCCCCGGGGAGCCACUCAGCCUGGGCAAGCUCCAGGGCCACCUGGACAGCAAGGACAAGGACAGGCUGAUUGUGCAAGUGCCUUUCGGAACAUGUGGAGGAGAAGCUGUUCUUUGCCAGGUGCACCUGGAACUACCUCCCAGCUCUCCAGUAGUGCAAACACAAGAGGAUUUUAACCUGCUCAAAUCAAGCAAUUUAAAAAGAUAUGAAGUCCUUAAGGAGAUCCUGACGACGCUUGGCCUCAGCUGUGACGCAAAACACGUUCCUGCCUUAACGCCUCUUUACUUGCUGUCUGCUGAGGAAAUCCGGGAUCCUCUUAUGCAGUGGCUGGGGAAACAUGUGGAUGCUGAAGGAGUAAUAAAAUCUAGCAAGCUCUCCCUUAAAUUUGUUUCAUCCUACACAUCUGAAAUAGAAAUCACCCCAUCUGCUAUACCUGUGGUGACUGACAUAGAGACCUUCUCAUCAGAAAAUUUUAACUUUGAGAUCUACCAACAAAAUUUGCAGACAAAGAAACUUGGAAAAGUAAUUCUGUUUGCUGAAGUGACACCCACCACAAUGAGUCUUCUGGACGGGUUGAUGUUUGAGAUGCCACAGGAAAUGGGUUUAAUCGCCAUCGCAGUCCACCAAACGCAGGGCAAAGGGCGGGGAAGGAACGCUUGGCUGAGCCCCGUGGGGUGCGCUCUUUCUACCCUGCUCGUCUCCAUCCCACUGAGAUCCCAGCUGGGACAGAGGAUUCCAUUUGUCCAGCAUCUGAUGUCUCUGGCUGUCGUGGAGUCGGUAAGGUCCAUUCCUGGGUACCAGGAUAUCAACUUACGAGUGAAGUGGCCCAACGAUAUUUAUUACAGUGACCUCAUGAAGCUUGGUGGAGUUCUGGUUAACUCAACACUUAUGGGAGAAACAUUUUAUAUCCUUAUUGGCUGUGGAUUUAACGUGACUAACAGCAACCCUACCAUAUGCAUCAACGAUCUCAUCACAGAGUACAAUAAGCAACAGGGGGCUGAACUGAAGCCCUUAAGAGCUGACUGCCUCAUCGCCAGAAGUGUGACCGUGCUGGAGAAGCUGAUCGACACAUUUCAGGACGAAGGGCCCAAUGGCGUUCUUCCUCUCUAUUACAGAUACUGGCUACACAGUGCUCAGCAAGUCUGCCUGGGAAGUGCUGAGGGACCAAAGGUGUGGAUAGUCGGCCUAGAUGAUUCUGGGUUCCUUCUGGUUCACCGGGAAAACGGCGAAGUGGUGACCGUGCAUCCAGACGGCAACUCCUUCGACAUGCUGAGAAACCUCAUAAUCCCCAAGCAGCCGUAGUCCUGUCUGGAGCAUCUGCUGGGCCCUGGGCCGCAGCUGGGAGGAG